AUGCCACCAAGAACACGUAAUAAUAGUAGAAUUCAAGAAAAAGUAGUACAGACUACUUCAAUUCAAAAUAAACAGAAACUAACAUAUACUAGGCAAAAAAAAGCAGAAACGCUGCAAUCUACUAUAAUUGGUGUUGAAGGGUCGCAAAAAAAACAAAAACGAUCAUAUACUAGUAGACAAAAAGAAGCAGCAAUACAACUAUCAGAUGUCUAUACUAUAAUUGAUGUAGAAGAGCCAUUGACACAGCAAUUAGAAGAUAGUAUUACGCUAAAAGAAAGCAAUGCACUUAUUGAUUUUUUAAAUGAAACUAAUGAUUAUUUGUCUGAUACCGAAGAUGAUGAAACCGUCCAAAAAGAAGUCACUAAUAAAAAUGAUCUGGAAAAAUCAUCACGGCCACAACCAACUAUGCCACCGAAAAACCAGCAAAAAACAACAAAAACAGCAAAUACUAGGAUUGGCGUUUAUGAAAUAGAUGAUGAUGAGGAAGCCGUUUCCAACCUAGUAAAGCUUAACGACAAGAAAGCCACUAAAAAUGUAUCUGGAGCCGUGGCAGGGUUAAAUACGAAUUCUACUCCUGUGGCACUUAACAAUAUAGGAAAUAUGUUUGAAAUAUGUAUAUGGCUGUCAAAUAAUCCGCAUAUUUUACAAGUAGCAAAUCAACUUUGUGCUAUGAGAAAUAUGUCACCACAAUCCUUUGAUAAUGAAAUAACAUCUAAAACUUCGACAGUUUUGACAGCAUCAUCAGUGCCAACACCACAAUCUGACGACAAGGGAUCUGCACGUCUAUGGUUGGAAGAAGCAAAAUGUUUAUUUUUACGAUGUCGAUCACCACCUGCGUCUAGUAUUGAAGAACUCAUUAAAGAAAUAUUUGGAUACGAGCCAUAUACCGAUAACGCCAUAGACAUUAUUAAACAUACAAAAAAAGUGAGGGUUACGUUAAAUGACCUUGAAAUUGAGGAUUUUAUAGAUGAAGCAGUAGCCAAUAAAGUAUUCUCCAGAUUUCUUGCUGCUACAAAUAGACGACUUUUUAAUGAAAACGGAAAUAUGGAAAUAUUAGUAGGGUUAUUACAAUCUGCAUUUAAAGCUAGUUUCAAUAAACGUGAUAUAAAAUCUAUCAAAGCACUGGAUGCUAUUACAUGUAAUAUGCAAGUAUUUUCAAAAAGUGGCCGUAAUAUCGCUAUGAAUUUGGAAUUAUAUUAA
This is a messenger RNA of Rhizophagus irregularis DAOM 181602=DAOM 197198, 1200 nucleotides long. NCBI's taxonomy places the organism in Eukaryota, Fungi, Glomeromycota, Glomeromycetes, Glomerales, Glomeraceae. The record is from RefSeq and is a predicted model, not a curated record.